Messenger RNA from Rotaria sordida, 201 nucleotides. Lineage: Eukaryota; Metazoa; Rotifera; Eurotatoria; Philodinida; Philodinidae. The record is from the annotation of a GenBank genome assembly.
AUGUUAUUUAUGCGUUUUGUUCCUCAAGUUAAACCAAAAAAUCGACUUUUAGUUGCUUGUCAUUUUCCUAAUGAAUAUGCUCAAUUAAUGCAAUUAGUAAGAUUUACUAAUUAUAAAUAUGGUACGACAUCACCUAUGAAACAAUAUGAAAUUCUAUCAACUGUCGUCAAACCAACGGUUGAAUUUGUUCAUUCAACAUAA